GUCUAUACUCAUCUUUAUACAGAGAUGGGACAAACAGUAAUACUGGUUGGUUCACUGAUCCUUUCCUUGGUUCUGGACCUAGGUCUCUCCAGCUCAGUGCUAAAGCCAGGACCUGGAAACCUAAACCUUACUCCAACAGAGAACAAGCAGAGCAAGUUUCCUACUAUUCAGAACCUGGCGGCCCUCCACAGCCAGAACCAGAACCAGCAGGCUAGGUUCCAACAGGAGAACCUGCAGAACAGGUUCCAACAGGAGAACCUACAGAACAGGUUCCAACAAGAGAAACUGCAGGACAGGUUCCAACAGGAGAACCUACAAACAAGGUUUCAGGAGCUGCAGCAGGAGAACCUGAAGAAAAGGUUCCAGCAGGAGAACCCGAACAGAAACUAUGAGUUCCUACAAAACCAGUUAAUUCCUUCAGAACAGUUUGAUAUCAACAGGUUGAACGACAAUACUGUUCGGUUUGGAGAGGAGAGGAACUUCCAACAGGGGGAGAGAGAUGAAAGAAGGUUCGGAGAAGGAGAGAGGUUCGGAGAAGGAGAGAGGUUCGGAGAAGGAGAGAAGUUCGGAAAUGAAAACUCUGGAGAAAGACAGGAUCCUGAAGGAAGAGAUAUAGUUGGAAGCUUUUAUGGAACCCUAGACAGAGGUCUCGGACUCGGGGGAAUCGGAGGCGGAAUUGGAGGUAUUGGAGGUGGAAUUGGAGGCAUCGGAGGAGGGCUUGGGGGUAUCGGAGGUAUUGGAGGUAUCGGAGGAGGGCUAGGUGGUAUUGGAGGUGGGCUUGGUGGAAUUGGAGGGGGAAUUGGUGGCAUCGGUGGUGGGCUCGGAGGAAUUGGAGGAAUCGGUGGUAUUGGAGGAGGACUCGGAGGUAUCGGAGGAGGAAUAGGGUUGGGAGGACUUGGACUUGGUGGUAUUGGUGGAGGACUCGGACUGGGUCUUGGAGGGGAUCCAAUUCAGAUGGUUCAGUUGAUUUCUCUUCUUGCUAGACAACUACUGAGCUAUACAUCAAUCCUGGAGAUUUCUCUCAUCUCUCCUCCCUUCCUUGGUAGAUCUGAGCAGGCUGGUCAAAGGUCUGAGCAAAGCCAAAGAUCAGACCAAGGUCAGGGAUCGGAUCUAGGUCAGCUAAACUCUGGGUUGAACGCUAGAGAGACAUCCUACUGGAGUCUGCCCAGGGAGGCCAAGGAAGGAGAUAAUAUCCUACCGGAUGAGAAGAAGGAGGAGGAGGAGAAGGACGGGUUCAACAUCAUCGAUACCUUUACUCCCAACCUGAAGGAGGGCCAGGAUAAUAUCAAGGUUGAAGAUGAAAGGAAGAAUUUCUAAAUGAUGUAAAAUCGUGUAACUUGUCACUUCCUUUAUUUAUGUAAACAUACAAAUGAAUAACAAAAUAUAUGUUUUACUGUAAUUCUUAA
Molecule: messenger RNA, 1406 nt
Organism: Eurytemora carolleeae
Lineage: Eukaryota; Metazoa; Arthropoda; Copepoda; Calanoida; Temoridae
Product: keratin, type I cytoskeletal 9
Exons: 5
Coding region: 25-1317 (430 amino acids)
Source: RefSeq, a predicted model, not a curated record